AUGUCUGCCACUCAGUCAAACCUUUGGAAGCCCCUCAAACUGGGAAACGUCACCCUCACCCAUCGAAUUGCUCUGGCCCCUCUUACACGUCUUCGCAACGAUGAAGAGCACCUCCCCAUGGAUAUCAUGACCCAGUACUACACAGACCGAGCAUCAACUCCUGGAACUCUCCUCGUCAGCGAAGCCACCGGUAUCUCCAAGGCCGCAGAGGCAGCUCCCCACACUCCAGGAAUCUCUUCGCCUGAGCAAGUCGCAGCCUGGAGCCGCAUCUACAAUGCUAUACAUUCCAAGGGAUGCUUCAUCUUUCAGCAACUCUGGGAUAUGGGCCGUGCGGGGUACCCCGAGUACGUUCAGAGUCGUGGGCUGAAGUACUCGUCCAGCACUAACAAACAGUUGGAGGGUCGAUCGAUUCCUCCUACCCCCUUGACUGAGGAAGAAAUCUGGGAAAAGGUUAAAGACUUUCGAUCUGCUGCCCGCAAUGUUAUUGAUGCUGGCGGCGAUGGCGUUGAGAUCCACGGUGCUCACGGGUAUCUCAUCGACCAGUUCCUGUCCAGCAGCAUCAAUGAUCGAACCGAUAAAUGGGGUGGCUCCAUCGAGAACCGUGCUCGCUUCUUGCUCGAGAUUGUCAAGGCUGUUGUUGAGGAGGUCGGCGCCGAGCGAACUGCCCUUCGCCUCAGUCCUUUUGCAAGCUUCCAGGGUGCCUACACGACCAAUACGUGGGAGCAAACAAGCUACGUCAUCGGGGAGCUCAAGAGAGCCGGGUACAAGCUUGCGUACCUGUCUUUUGUCGAGCCACGGGGAAAUCCUACUCUUACUGAUGCCAUUGUCCGUCUCGCCUCAGAUAUCGAGAACCCUUUUGGAGAGAAGAAGCAGAGCCUGGACUUUAUUCUCGAAGAGUGGGAUAACCAAUCUCCUGUCAUGGUCGCUGGCGGUUAUCUGCCUCAUAACAUAUACCAAGUGGUAGACGAACAGUAUAAGAAGUGGGGUGUUGUUGUUGCCUUCGGUCGAUGGUUCGUUUCGAACCCGGACUUGGUGUUUCGGGUGAAGAAUGGGGUGCCGUUCACGCCUUACAAGAGGGAGUUGUUCUAUGCCUUUAAAAGCAACGAAGGGUACAACGACUACACCUUUAGUGACGAGUUUGUUGACUUGGCAAAGGUGGAGACUGCGAAGGCUUAG
Fusarium keratoplasticum is the source of this 1176-nucleotide messenger RNA. RefSeq names its product Oxidored-FMN domain-containing protein. The record is from RefSeq and is a predicted model, not a curated record. The coding region runs from base 1 to 1176 and encodes 391 amino acids. Lineage: Eukaryota; Fungi; Ascomycota; Sordariomycetes; Hypocreales; Nectriaceae. Gene Ontology annotation, molecular function: NADPH dehydrogenase activity; FMN binding. The transcript has a single exon.